Molecule: messenger RNA, 1158 nt
Organism: Lentinula edodes (shiitake mushroom)
Lineage: Eukaryota; Fungi; Basidiomycota; Agaricomycetes; Agaricales; Omphalotaceae
Exons: 8
Coding region: 1-1158 (385 amino acids)
Cellular component (GO): cytoplasm; nucleus
Molecular function (GO): protein folding chaperone; protein-folding chaperone binding
Source: RefSeq, a predicted model, not a curated record
AUGUCUGGGGAUCUCUACGAUAUUUUGCACAUCUCUCGUGAAGCAACUCCGGAGGAUAUUCGUAAAGCAUACAAGAAACAGGCAUUGCAAACACAUCCAGAUCGACUUCCUCCAAAUUUCACGCCUGCGGAGAAGGCUGCUGCUGAAGACAAAUUCAGAAAAGUCAAUAAUGCAUACGAAAUCCUGAAAGAUCCUCUAAAACGACAAUCCUACGAUCGACACGGUGUUUGGCCUCCGCCUCCAGCAGAGACCCCACCUCCAGCCUCGCGCUAUGAUCCUUAUUCAACUCGGUAUCAAAACCGGAGGAAUGAUUAUCCUCGUCCGAAUCCUCCCGAUCCCUUCACAUUGUUUACAAAUUUCCACUUCACCGAUCCUUUCGAGCUUUUCGAUUCUUUCUUCCGCGAAUCCCUCGGCGCUUACCCUCAGGACCGUCGUCACUCUCGUGAUAGCAGGUAUCCUCACCGCCGUCAUACAAAUUAUGAAGGCGAUUUCAACAGCUUCGAUGGAUUUGGCAAUGGAUUAUCGGGAGCGCGCGGCAUGCAUUUUGGAGGGGAUGAUUUAAUGGCGGAUCUGCAAGAUAUGCACCGGAACAUGCUUUCUGCAUCUGGAUUCUCUAGAGGCAUGGGUAUGGGUAUGGGUUUCCCCCCAAUGAUAUCCCAUUUCCCCACUUUUCCUUCACUUGUCAUGGAUACGAGCUCUGGUUCUGGCUCUGGGAGGUGGGCUGCAGAGAGUACGAUGUCACAGACGAUAAAUGGCGUGACACAGACUGUACAGAAGCGUCGGGACUGGGAUGGAAAUGUCCACAUUACCCGCACCUACCCUGAUGGUCGAAAAGUCGUCACAAUUAAUGGGGUAGAGCAACACGACCAAGGACAGCGAUACAUUCAGUCCCCUCCUCCUCCUCCUCCUCCUACUAAUGGCAAUGGAAAUAACUAUACUUCGAGCCCUCCGCCCCCUUAUGCGAUCGCUGCUAACGAUGCCAUGAAUUAUGGGAACGCUGUGGCACCCAGACCGUCUUCAGGGCGUCAUGUGAUUCCCGUAGUUCCCACUUUCCGUGAGAGUAACAGAGCCUACGAGAACGAAGGCCAUAUACACCCCCUGACUCAUUCUCACCCUCAUUCUACUAAGAAGAGAUGGUGGAACCAUCACAGUGGAUGA